This is a messenger RNA of Trypanosoma cruzi, 918 nucleotides long. RefSeq lists its product as uncharacterized. The transcript has a single exon. The record is from RefSeq and is a predicted model, not a curated record. Bases 1 to 918 code for a protein of 305 amino acids. Lineage: Eukaryota; Euglenozoa; Kinetoplastea; Trypanosomatida; Trypanosomatidae.
AUGAUGGCCAUGAGCAAGGGGGAGAGUGACGGCGAGUUUCUGAAGGCGGACUGGAGGCUGAUUGCACCGCUGAGAUUACUAGGGACCGUUGUUUCUGCGGAGGCGAAGAAUGACGAGGAAAGGGGCGGCUGCGGGGGGAAGGAGGGGGCUUUCAGGGAUAUUUGUGGAAAACCAUUGUCGAGUGCAUCAUUGUACGUGUUGGGGGUGGGUGUCAGGGGCGACGCAGACUCGCACCUUCCGCCUCGAGCUCCAUCAGCCGGCGGCAGCAGUCCUCCUACCGGGUGGGUAAUGCUGGCGACCGUGGCCACACAUCCUCAGGUGUCUCUGGGGACUCAGCGCAUUCUACUGAUGGCCGCAGGGACGAGGCGGGGGAAGCUGGGGGCGUGGCAACCGCCCGGGAACUCACUCAGCAGCAAAAACAGGUGCUGGCGCCAGGAGGAGGAGGAGGCGGACCACCAGCUUCUUCAGGUCCCCCAUAGAUCAGGGGGUCGAGGAGCAGCUGCGGCACAAGGACACUCAUCAGGGAAUCAGGGAGCAUCGCUCGGCACCCAGCAGCAGGUGUCGGGGCUGCGUCCACCAUCACUGGAUGAAAAGCAGAGCGGGGGCACAACCGAAUGUCCACCAAAGCCAGAGGAAGCUCCAACCCCUCUGGUACCACGCGGCAUACAGACUCCGAGGGUCCAGGUCAAAUGCCCUAGUCAUCUCCCGGUCGAAGUGAAGAUGAUACUGUCACCCAUCGAGGUGGGCCGUGCCCCGAGAAGGUUUCCGUCAACACUCAACAGGCUGAUGCUGCAACGGCGGAAGAGGAACGCCGACGUGAGAACACCGAUGCUACUCGAAAGACGUUCAUGGAGGUUUCGGGACAGCACCGGCGACCACCACCAGAGCAAAUGUUGCGGCAGCUACUGGCGACGGUGA